This is a messenger RNA of Brettanomyces nanus, 2001 nucleotides long. RefSeq lists its product as uncharacterized. Lineage: Eukaryota; Fungi; Ascomycota; Pichiomycetes; Pichiales; Pichiaceae. The record is from RefSeq and is a predicted model, not a curated record. Gene Ontology annotation, cellular component: transcription factor TFIIH core complex; transcription factor TFIIH holo complex. Bases 1 to 2001 code for a protein of 666 amino acids. The transcript has a single exon. Gene Ontology annotation, biological process: transcription by RNA polymerase II; transcription by RNA polymerase I; nucleotide-excision repair.
AUGCCCGCAUCUGUUUCGACUACCGCAUUUCAUAGGAAAAAGGCAGGAACCAUCUCCAUAAUCGAGGAUGUGGAGCCUCCUAUGGUUGUUUGGAAGUGUAUUGAUUCAUCUGUUAGCCAUCCUUUAGUGGAAAUUCCUCUAGACAAUAUAGUCAAUCUACAGGCUACACCAGCAAGCAGCGACAAAAUGAUGUUGAAAAUCGGCUUGAAGGCUGGAACCUUGAAGAAGGAUAUUGAUAAUAGUGCUCCUGCUAGAAAUAAGAACAAUACAUUGUUCACCUUUAAGACCCGAGCCAAUAUGGAUGAAGUUAAAUUAGCAUUACAACAGAUCAUCGCACGUAAAAAGUCCGCCAAGCAGAUCAACGAAAGCAGUCGUCCUACCACCCCUUUUACCGGUGAUGAGUCUACACCUGCACACUCGAAGGAAUCUACUCCGUCUUCCAGUAGCAUUCCAUUAAUCUCUAGAGAUAAUUUGGGUAACGAUGAAUUGUUGGCAAAUCUAUUGGAUUCCAAGAAUUUACUGAAGAACCUCACGUUACAGCAGAAACUUCUUCGAGAGAAUCCUGAAUUGAUGAAGACUUUUACGGAUGCAGUGAUAAAAAGUGGCUUGGAUCCCGAAGAGUUUUGGUCAACGAGGGUUCAUCUUUUAAGAUCGUUUGCCAUUCAACAUAAUCAGAAACGAGGACCUUACAAUGUCCUUAGUACGAUCAAACCGGUGGCUUCCAGUGACAAUGAGGUGAAUGUCAGUGUUACCAGGGAAAAAAUCCAUGAAAUCUUCAAGCAGUAUCCGAUAGUUAGAAAGGCUUAUGAUGAUAAUGUUCCCAAAAUUAGUGAAGGUGAAUUUUGGUCGAGGUUUUUCUCUUCCAAGUUAUUCAGAAAACUUAGAGGUGAGAAGGUUAAUCUAUACGAUAGAGGUGAUAUUACUUUGGACAAGUACUUAUACUAUGAUCCUGAUUAUGAUGGGGAAGAGGAAGACGAGGACGUCGACAAAUUGUUAGAGGACCAAGAAGCUAAAGAAUCAUUGGAUAAAAACAACAAGAAACGAGGAAAAUCACAGGUUGAUCAAAUAACAGCCUCCAAGAAGAAAGUGAAAUUGUUCAGAGGAGAAGAUGAAAAGGUUUCCAAGUGUAUCGACAUUCUUGGUAACGAAGAGGAUGACCCUCAAUUGAAGGGUAAUACACCGGAUGUGACGAUGAAAAGUAAUCAGGAUCCAGAUCUUGUUAAUGUUCUCAGAACAAUGAACAGAUUAAGUAGGAGAAUGAUGUCAAACAUUAAAGAGGACAAACCUAAUGCUGACUUGGACAACGAAUUUAAAGAUGAGCUAGAGAUCAAAGAUCUCGAUGAUAAAGAAAAAGUGGAAUAUAACGAGUUGACGUAUACACAGAGAUCAAAUAUCUCUUCCAGUAUUGUUCCAUCUGAGCUUAUAAAACAGGCAAUGACUCAAUCCGACUUGAAUCCGGCAUUGAAUGAUUAUGACCAGUUCAUCUCCUUAUUCAAGGAAAAGUUUCAUGAUGAAGAGAAGUUGGACUUAACAUCUGUUUACUACCAGAUUAAGAAGUCUAUAUACGACUCCUAUAAAGAUGUGACGAGUAUUGUGAGGAAAAAUGCAAAGCAGUCAAGCCAGUCGUGGAGUAAGAAAAGCAUUGAUGUCCUUUCUAGCAAUGAUAUAAAAGAUGCGAAAAGUGACAUGCCAAAGAAUCGGUUGGAAAGCUUAAGGCUAACGCAGUCGACAUCCAUUGAAUUUCUUCGGCAUUUCUGGCUACACUUCAAUUCGAUAUCUACCUCUUCCAUGUCUACAAAUCCAAACUUUAAGACGGAGCUGAUUCAGCUCAGGAAAUGUUACUUUAGUCUCGAGAAGUGCUUGGAAAGGGUUAGCGCUAACUUGAGCAACUCCGAGGGCGAAGAAAGGAUUUCCGAGGAAAGAGUUCUGAAACAGCUUAUAGAGUCCUUGAAACAAGCCAUGAAACGCUACGACGAUGCCAUCAUAGACCCAAAACACUGA